Messenger RNA from Polypterus senegalus (gray bichir), 1350 nucleotides. RefSeq names its product ferredoxin 2 (gene fdx2). Gene Ontology annotation, cellular component: mitochondrion. Gene Ontology annotation, biological process: P450-containing electron transport chain; positive regulation of oxidoreductase activity. The record is from RefSeq and is a predicted model, not a curated record. The transcript has 5 exons. Gene Ontology annotation, molecular function: 2 iron, 2 sulfur cluster binding. NCBI's taxonomy places the organism in Eukaryota, Metazoa, Chordata, Cladistia, Polypteriformes, Polypteridae. The coding region runs from base 58 to 627 and encodes 189 amino acids.
UGUACCGCCAUCCGGAAGUUGCGUCAAUGUCCACAUGACUCUGGUGUUUCCACUGUCAUGCCGUCCUCCGCAAUGCUUGGAAGAGGCAUGGCUGUGGUCCUCAAAUCCAGUUUGUCACCGCUUCUUACCUGUUCGGCUGAAACGGGCAGGACGAGGACGUGUUGUCGGCUAUGGAUGAACCGGAGACCUAGACGGCUGUCUGCGGAGAGUAUGAACGUGUGCACGACGGCAGGUGUCUCCCACAGUGAAGUGGAUCAGGAGUCGGACAAAAAUGUAAUUAAUGUUGUUUUUGUGGAUCGAUCAGGCCAGCGGAUUCCAGUGAAAGCAAAAGUGGGCGACAACGUGCUUCAUGUGGCGCAUAAGCAUGGCAUUGACUUGGAGGGCGCAUGUGAAGCCUCUCUGGCCUGCUCGACGUGCCACGUCUACAUCGGCGACGCCUUCUAUGAUAAACUCCCAGAGCCCGAUGAAAGGGAAGAGGACAUGCUUGACAUGGCGCCCUUGCUGCAGGAAAACUCACGCCUAGGCUGUCAAGUGAUCCUGACCCCAGAGCUGGAUGGCAUCGAGCUGACGCUGCCCAAAAUCACUCGAAACUUCUACGUGGACGGUCACAAGCCCGCCUCUCAUUGACAGACUGGGCUGGCACACGGAUUACGUGUCACCCGCGUGUCGCAGGGGUCUGCGCAGAAAGCAGCCGCUUGUUUGAGGGCUAAAGGGGCACCUGCACCCACACGAGAGGUUUUAAGAACUUGGAUGGAAGGGAGCGGCUGGCAGAAGUCCGUUUGACUCGAGAUCACGCCGGCAGCUUUGAAAGGGCGACAUGUUGGAGUUUGUCCUGUUGCGUUUGCCCAAACGUUGUCCUUACCUGAAGCACCUUCCUCCCAUUAGGGUGGCAGCCUCGUCUUCUCCGUACUACAGAGUCAGCAUCUGCGCACAAUGGCCAGACCUCCGCUGCCUUACACUGUGCGACUCUCGUCUCGUCUCGUCCCCGGGGCGCAUUUACCUGCCCUAAGAGUGACGUUAAAUCUGCGCCAUCAGGGGCUCACCAGGCCCCAGUCGAAGAGCUCGUGCCAACAGGGAGAGGGUGAAGUUUGGCACAGGCCCGCUUUUUAGAAGGGGUGAAAUGAAGGAGUGAGAGUGGCGCCACGUCUGUCUGUGUGUUCUUUUAUCUUCGUGGCCAUGUGGGCUGUCGUGCCAACCACUAGUCGGAGAUAUAAAUCUGUACAAAUAUUUAGGUCAUAAUACCAAAUGGGGAAAGCCAAGUUAUGUGCUGCUCUUGAAUAACUGGACAUUUCUGCAGAGAGAUUAAUUUAUAUUCCUUUUUAUUGCCAUAAAUAAAGCCUUUAAGAGUAA